Messenger RNA from Clupea harengus (Atlantic herring), 893 nucleotides. It is a transcript of the gene drc8, whose product is annotated as dynein regulatory complex subunit 8. The record is from RefSeq and is a predicted model, not a curated record. NCBI's taxonomy places the organism in Eukaryota, Metazoa, Chordata, Actinopteri, Clupeiformes, Clupeidae. Gene Ontology annotation, molecular function: calcium ion binding.
AAAGACAAUGUUAGGGCUCGUUGAGACUGUUAUAACGAGGUCUAGGCCUACUGCAGACCACAACAUUUUUGUCAGAGACAACAAUUUGAUAUUCCAUUUGGGCGAGGGAAAGUAUGGUGAUAUCAACAGAACUGCAGUCUUGAAACAAGUCGUUGUUAUGUCACUCAUCUUUAAUAAAGGGAAUCUUUGUGGCACAAUUUAAAAAGCGAAAAAGGAGAGGGGAGGGCAGGGGGAAACGGUAUCCUAGCAACUACAUCACGCAAACAUAUGAAACAUGGCGGACGAUAAGGAUAGUGCAGAGGCUAUCCUCUCCGUGGUCCAUAAGAAGAUCGGUGAUGCCUUUGAUGUGUUUGACCAUGAGUUCAACAAAACAGUAGAUGUCAGGGAGAUUGGAACCAUAAUACGGUCACUGGGAUGUUUUCCAUCAGAGGCAGAAUUACAUGAUAUCAUUGCUGAAGUGGAAGAGGAGGAGCCAAUGGGCUACAUUCGCUUUGAGAAGUUCCUUCCUGCCAUGACCAUGGUGCUGAUGGAACGCAAGUUCGGCCCCAUUCCAGAGGAUCUACUCCUUCAGGCAUUUGAGGUUUUGGAUCAACAGAAGAAAGGCCAUUUAGACCCAGAGGAACUAACUAAAUAUAUGACACAGGAAGGGGAACCCUUCACACAGGAGGAGAUGGAGGAGAUGCUGUCGGCUGCUCUCGAUCCUGACAAGAACGUCAUUUUCUACAAGGACUUUGUGAGCGCGAUGGCCGUCGAUGAUACUUAGUGUCCACCAGCACCUAAUCCAGGCAGAGGCUGACGCUGGGGCAGUCCAGGCCCGCGACCAAUGAAAGCCUGCUGCCGGUGAAGAUUGAUCAAUAUUCAAUAAUCAAUAAAGAAUCGAAGGUUUUGAGUUA